Grammomys surdaster is the source of this 2859-nucleotide messenger RNA. RefSeq names its product RAS guanyl releasing protein 4 (gene Rasgrp4). Gene Ontology annotation, cellular component: plasma membrane. Gene Ontology annotation, molecular function: calcium ion binding; guanyl-nucleotide exchange factor activity. Gene Ontology annotation, biological process: Ras protein signal transduction; positive regulation of GTPase activity. The transcript is spliced from 15 exons. NCBI's taxonomy places the organism in Eukaryota, Metazoa, Chordata, Mammalia, Rodentia, Muridae. The record is from RefSeq and is a predicted model, not a curated record. The coding region runs from base 67 to 1797 and encodes 576 amino acids.
GUUAGGGAAGGAACCAGAUCAUACUCCUGUCAGGACGCCCCCCCCUCCCCACCCCCUCCAAGAAACAUGAACCGGAAAGAUAUCAAAAGGAAGUCUCAUCAGGAAUGCUCUGGGAAGGCAGGAGGGCGUGGUCGGCCACGACCGGCCCGCCGCCACAAGACGUGCCCCACCCCCCGGGAAAUCAGCAAGGUCAUGGCUUCCAUGAAUCUGGGAGUGCUGAGCGAGAGCAGCUGCAGCGAAGAUGAGCUACUGGAGGAAUGCAUCCGGAGCUUUGAUUCAGCUGGCAGUCUACGCCGAGGGGACCACAUUCUCAAGAUGGUGCUUACCAUGCACAGCUGGGUGCUGCCAUCCUCAGAGCUUGCUGCCCGGCUGCUGACGUCGUAUCAGAAGGCUGCCAAAGAUGCCCAGGAGCUAAGACAGCUACAGAUCUGUUACCUGGUCAGAUACUGGCUGACCCAUCACCCUGAGGCAGUGCACCAGGAGCCCCAGCUGGAAACAGUCAUAAGCCAGUUUUGGGCCACUGUCGCUCAGGAGGGCAACAUGGCCCAGAGGAGCCUAGGAGAUGCCGCCAACCUGCUGAGUCCUGGAGGGCCCGGUCCCCCACCUCCCAUGAGUAGCCCAGGCCUGGGCAAGAAACGGAAAGUGUCCUUGCUGUUUGAUCACCUGGAGACAGAGGAGCUGGCACAACACCUUACUUACCUGGAGUUCCGGUCCUUCCAGGCCAUCACAGCCCUGCUGGAGCUGACAGAGCUCCUCUCUUCCCACAACAACUAUGCCUCCUAUCGCCGCACCUGGGCCAGCUCUACUGGCUUCCGACUGCCGGUAUUGGGUGUACACCUCAAGGACCUGGUAUCUCUGUAUGAGGCCCAUCCAGACAGAUUACCAGAUGGCCGCCUGCACCUUCCCAAGCUGAAUAGCCUGUAUCUACGGCUGCAGGAGCUGACAGCACUCCAGGGACAGCGUCCCCCCUGCAGUGCCCAUGAGGACCUGCUGCACCUGCUGACGCUUUCCCUGGAUCUCUUCUACACAGAAGACGAGAUCUACGAGCUGUCUUAUGCCCGGGAACCACGCUGUCCCAAGAGUCUGCCACCGUCUCCCUUCAAAGCGCCUGUGGUGGUGGAGUGGGCCCAUGGUGUGACCCCAAAGCCAGACAGUGUGACUCUGGGUCAGCAUGUGGAGCAGCUAGUGGAGUCUGUGUUCAAGAACUACGACCCAGAAGGCCAGGGCUCUAUCUCUCUGGAGGACUUUGAGCGGCUGUCGGGCAACUUCCCCUUUGCCUGCCAUGGGCUUCACCCACCGCCCCGCCAUGGGAGUGGCGCCUUCAGCAGAGAGGAAUUGACCAAGUACCUGCUCCAUGCCAGUGCCAUCUGCUCCAAGCUGGGCCUGGCCUUCCUGCACGCCUUCCAGGAGGUCACCUUCCGCAAGCCCACCUUCUGCCACAGCUGCAGCGGCUUCCUCUGGGGGGUCACCAAGCAAGGCUAUCGCUGUCAGGACUGUGGGCUGUGUUGUCACAGACACUGCAGGGAUCAAGUGAGAGUGGAGUGUAAAAAGAAGCCAGAGACUAAAGGUGACCCCGGCCCCCCAGGUGCACCUGUGCCAGCCACACCACUUCCUCCCGCCAGCUGUGGCUCAGAGGAAAGUCUCUCCCAUACACUGUCCCCAGAUCUGGAGUCUGGUUGCCACCUCCGCCAUGCUUGGACCCAGACGGAGUCCUCACCCUCUUCCUGGGGGCCAGAGAUGGUGCCCUGCCCAGCACCAGUUUUACCAUCCAAAGCUUCCUCAAAGCCCAGCAUCUGAACAGCAUCUGGAGUCUUUUCCCUUACUCCCCUAACCAAUGCCUCCUCCACCCCCACACUGCCUCUGACAAAGCACCCACCAUCUUUUCCCCCAGAAAAUGUUCUUUUGCACUGCACUGACUGCCAGUCAUGCUCCUUCCCCUCACUUAGCGUCUGCUGUUCUGUGUUGGAUGCAUUUGGACUCCAGUUGUGCCAGCUCCCCACUUCCCAGAGAAAGAAGACUGGAGCGCAGUAAGAUUAACCUUCAAGCCCACAGUGUGAGAGGCAAGACUCGCACCUGUUUUAAAACUGGAGCUCUGAACCAGUGGGCCAUGGGGUUGAGAGGCUGUGAGGGUGGAGGGGACAGGGUUCUAACCAGUGUCAGGAAAGGAGCUGGUGCAGGCAGUGUAUGUGAAACAUCUUCCUUCGCUUGGAGCCUCCCAUAGCUUGCUCAAGGUAAAACCUAAUCCUGUGGUUUACAAAGUUCUGCAAGGUCUGUCCCCGCCACCUGUCUUCCCUUCCCACUGCUCACCCUUACUCAUCCUCUUCUACCUACACUGGCCUCUAGACUCCUAGAGCAUGCUCCUAAAUAUUUCUACCCCAGGGCCUUUGCACUACCUGCUGCUCCGAUCACCUGCAAUGACUCUCCUGCUCUAGAGCUUUGCUCCAGAAACAUCCCCUUGGGGAGGCCUCUGGACGUCAAAACUUGUUCUGCCUCCUGUCCCCUUCUGCUUUAUUUCCCUCUGUGGUACUUUGCUCCUCUAACAAGCUAGACAUUCACCUAUUUAUCUUGUUAAAUGUCUGCCCCUCCUUGCCAGGAACAGCUCCCCAAAGGCAGAGAUGUUUAUCUGUGUUAUCUCUAGAUAGAGUACCUGGCAGAGUUGGUACCAGGGAGCACCUAUAAAGUGUUGGUCUGAUGCGUCAAUGUGUCUUUUCCCACACCCACAUAAAAAGCAAAAGGUUUGUCCGGACUUCGGGGUGGAAAUCCAUGACCCCUCUACAAAUCCAUACACCCCUGACCUGGUCCCUACAGAAACAAGAUCCUAUAACCAUCAAAAGAAUUAAAUUUAUUUUUCAGACAACA